AUAUCAUUGUAGCUCGAGAUGCUGGUGCCGCCGGAUAUGAUGGCCGCCCAGACGCGCAUGAUUUACCAGCUGAAUCGCUUCUGCGCCGAGCGCGUCCAAGCGCGCAUCUUCAAGACGGCGACGGCCAUUCGUGAGAUCUGCAAGAUUGUCCAGGACAUACUCAAGGAGGUGGAGCUGCAGGAGCCCCGCUUCAUAUCCAGCCUGGUCGAGUGCAACGGCAGAUUCGAGGGCGUCGAGGUGAUCUCACCGAAUGAGUUCGAGAUCGUGCUCUACCUCAACCAGAUGGGCGUCUUCAACUUCGUGGACGACGGCACUCUGCCCGGCUGUGCGGUGCUGAAGCUGAGCGACGGGCGCAAACGCUCCAUGUCGCUGUGGGUGGAGUUCAUCACAGCGUCCGGCUAUCUGUCGUCGCGGAAGAUACGCGCACGCUUCCAGACGCUGGUGGCGCAGGCGUGCGAUAAGAGCAUCUACCGGGACAUGGUCAAGAUGAUGGGCGAUACGACAGAGGUGAAGCUGCGCAUCCGGGAACGGUUCGUGGUGCAAAUAACGCCGGCUUUCAAGUGCUCCGGCAUCUGGCCGAGAUCGGCGGCCCAUUGGCCCAUGCCGCACAUACCCUGGCCGCAUCCCAACAUCGUGGCCGAAGUGAAGACGGAGGGGUUCGAUCUGCUCUCCAAGGAGAGCAUCGUCAUGCAGAACAAGAACAACAACAAUGCGGCUAGCAUGGAGGGCGAUGCCUGGGUGCUCAGCUUCUUCGAGGCCGAGAAUCGCCUGCUGCAAGGUGGCUGCCGUCGUCGCUGCUUGAGCAUACUGAAGACGCUGCGAGACCGGCACUUGGAGCUACCCGGCAAUCCGAUCAGCGCAUAUCAUCUGAAGAAUCUGCUGCUCUACGAGUGCGAGAAGCAUCCGCGUGACUUUGAGUGGGACGAGGGCUGCAUUGCGGACCGUUUGAAUGGGAUCUUCCUGCAGCUAAUCUCCUGCCUGCAGUACCGUCGCUGUCCGCACUACUUUCUGCCCAGCCUCGAUAUGUUCAAGGGCAAAUCCCCCAGCGCUCUGGAGCAGGCCGCCAAGCAGGUCUGGCGUUUGACUCGUGAGAUGCUCACCAAUGCGAAUGCCUUUGAGAAGUUGUAAGCGCAAAAGUAAGAGAGAGAGAGAGAGAGAGAGAGAGAGAGAGAACGUGUAAUUUUGUGUAUGUGUGUGAUUGUAAAUGUGUAUGUGUGUGUAUAAUUCAAGGUGCUAAAUUUUCAUUGUCACAGCGCAGCGAUUGCGCUGAUCUGAUAAGCGAAAUGCCAUCACUGGCAGCCAUUUUGUGCCAUGCGUGUGCCCCCUUGUGUGUGUAUAUGUGUGUGUGAAAAUGUGCGCAUAGCUGCAAAAACAACAACAAUAGCAGGCGGCGAAACCCGAAGUGUUAAUGCAAAGAUGCGAGAUAAGCCGCACAUUGCCCACUCCUCAAUCCAAAUUCGCUGCCUCUGCCGCUGCCGCUGCUGC
Drosophila arizonae is the source of this 1485-nucleotide messenger RNA. Its product is annotated as protein mab-21-like. NCBI's taxonomy places the organism in Eukaryota, Metazoa, Arthropoda, Insecta, Diptera, Drosophilidae. The record is from RefSeq and is a predicted model, not a curated record.